UGCAGCGAAGACUUUCAGCUAAACCAGCCCCUGGGAUCAGGCAGGCUUUGCAAAACAAGCAGACAGCCUGACAACUGCAGUAAAUUCCUUUCCUGGAGAUGAAACAGAAGCAUUUCUUCCCCCCCACCCACACACACACACGUGUACUGGGGGUGGUCCUGGUGAACAUGUGAUAAAGCUCUAGAAUAUUCCGGAAACUUCUGCACAAGCACAGAUUAAACCCUAUCGUGCAAAUUCACAGAUGACCAUUUGAAGAGUAAGAUAGAGUUACAGGUGGCUCCUCCCACUCCUUUCAUGCCCUCUUCACAACAGUGUCAGAAACUGGCCAUGGGCUGCCCUAUUUCAGUGGAGUGGUAUAUGUGGACGACCAGGUUUACUAUUCCUAUGACAGCAACACAAGACAGCUGCAACCUCGAGCCCCAUGGAUGAAGAAGGUGGUGCAGGAGGAUCCCCAGUUCGUGAAGUGGAACACCAAGACGUUGGAGGAAAAUGAGCCACUAUUCAGAGAAUAUCUGAUGACUGCAAUGAAUCGCUACAACCAGAGUGGAGGAUUUCACUCCAUGCAGUGGAUGUACAGCUGUGAGCUGAGGGAGGACAGGAGCAAACGAGGGUAUAUCCGGGAUGCCUACGAUGGGAGGGACUACCUCAGCUUCGACUUGCAGACCCUCACCUGGACGGCAGCCGAUCCCAAGGCCCAGAUCACCAAAGAGAAGUGGGAGAAGGAUCCGGCCAUUGCCCAGAGACAGAAGGCCUACCUGGAGGGGAUUUGCACUGAGUGGCUGCAGAGAUACUUGGAGUACGGGAAGGACAGCCUGCUAAGGAGAGAUCGUCCCGUAGGGAAGGUGACGCGAAAGGAGGGCUACGACGACAGGGAGACCCUCGUCUGCCAGGCUUACGGCUUCUACCCCAAGGAGAUUGACGUCACUUGGAGGAAGGAUGGAGAGGUCCUGCAGGAAGGCACUUUCUACAGGAGCGUGGCCCCCUACCCGGACGGGACCUACCAUGCCUGGCUCAGCAUCGAGAUCGACCCCAAGGAGAGAGACUGGUACCAGUGCCACGUGGACCAUGCCAGCCUGGGGGAGCCUCUGAUCUUGGCUUGGGAGGCGCCUGUUUCCACCUUAGGGCUCAUUCUUGGGUGCGUCAUUGCAGUAGCUCUUCUUCUCCUGAUCGUGGCUGGGAUUGUUUUGGCCUGCAUCUACAUCAGGAAAUUGCAAGAUGGCUACAGAACAGCAUUAAAAAACAUUGACCUUCCUAUCCAUGUCUUUUCUAGAUUUAGAUGUUCAUUUUUAACAUUCCUCUCUGUGGGUGAUUUUAUAGUUAAAGCAGUUAGAUGUGGCAAUAAUAGCUUUGUGUUAAUUAAAACCCGCCUCCCCUUCCAUUCAUUCAUGGAAGUUAAAUUCCUGAUCUUUUCCUCUUUUCCAGUAAAUGACAGACGUUUGAACAGCUGCGGUAGAGGUAUGUUUGAGGGAAUCCCACCCAAAAAGGGCAGGAACUCUCCCCCCAUCUCACAGAGUCUCCUUGGGAAAAGAAAGGGUGGUUUCCCUGCGUAAUUGGCUGGUUCAGAUCCCCCAGAGGAGAAAAGGGAUCUUUCCCUUCUGUCUUUGAUUCCCCAGCCCCACUUUUCAGUGCAAGGGCAUCAUCAGAUGGCAAGCCUUUGCUAAAGACCUUUGGGACACCCAUUAAGGGCAAGAAUGACCAAUGGGGACAUUAAUGUCCUUGUAACUCAGCCUCCAAGGUCUGACCUCCUGAAGACUGAACAGGUCCCAAGACACGUGUGUGUCACAAUGUCAGGCAUAGUUCAAGGAGAUGCUGACUUGGUCCUUCUUCUUUUCUCUCCACACAGGAAGCAACACAAGUGUUUAGCAUCCUCAAAAGGAGGUGCGUUGUAGAGGAGGAGCUGAUCAUCUAUGGGCAAGAGGGGGGGAGAGGCCAAUGCCUCAAGGUGGGGCAUCAAGUCCUGUCACUCUUGAAGUCCGAUCCCUUCUCCCAUUCCAAAAUGCUGUUGAAUCGAGGAACACAAGAAGAGUUUAGCAACUCUUAGGGACUGGAUCUCUGGGAGAUGAUGGAUCCAUUGUAUGCAAGACACCUGCAGCUACAGCUUAUAGCCCAAUUGCAAGACCAGGUUCUUCAUCAUGGUCUCCGUGAAUGCACACUAUGGGUAUAGUGGAACCCAAAAGAUGAUGUCAUUCCUGCUUGUCAAUCAGAGGACAGAGCAGGAGGGGGCGGAGUCAGAAUGAUAGUUGAGGUUUUGGAAGAGACAGAGGACAGUUGGAAUAAGAUAGGGAUAGAGAGAAGUAGGGACAAGAAGAUGUGGAGAGAGUGCUAGGGUUGAGGAAUAGAUAAA
Molecule: messenger RNA, 2344 nt
Organism: Pogona vitticeps (central bearded dragon)
Lineage: Eukaryota; Metazoa; Chordata; Lepidosauria; Squamata; Agamidae
Source: RefSeq, a predicted model, not a curated record